ACAACGCGCGUUCGAACCGUGCACGAAUCAAUCAUUUGAAUACAGAGCAUGUGUUUUACCGGGCAUGAAAACGCUGGCACAUCAGAUGUGAUCAACGUCGACACCCCCGACCACCCCAGACUGCUCUACCGAUAUUAAGUUGUGCGCGUGAUCCGCAGUUGACCUCACGACAGGCAUUUGUUUAAAAUUUUCGUUUUGUUUUUAUUUUUAUUGCGACAACUACUGUUUAUAGUAGUAUCAUCAUUAUUUAUGUACUUCGUCUUCUGGUUGGAAGUGGUGCAUCCGGGAUCAGUUGUUCGUUUGAAGUGGUGACGAUGAGGCAGUUUGUUUGUGGUUUACGAAUGUUCUGAAUACACGUCGAUCUUCAAUGCUUCUGAUGCCUAACACGAGUGGUAGUUCAACACGGGGAGGUCCUCCGAGGCCUUAUAGCUCGCUGAUGCCGGAGAUAGAUCGGCAACUGUUGCCGCCGUCGGCGAUGCUGGCCGCCACGCACCCUCUCCGGCCACCCCUCAACUGGGCUUCGGUGGCGUCCUGGUUCUUCAGACCCGAGUCUUCGCCGCUCACGACGACGAUGGCCAACAGCUUGGAGCAGGCCGCCUGCUCACGACCACCCUCCAACAUCUUAAUACCAACUACCUCCACCGUAACCAAACCUCCUAGUCCCGGACCUCAUACGCGCGAAAGAGUCUUCCAACCACCGACCAUAUGCACGGCGAUCCGAUGCACGGUUCCGGGCUGUAACUGCGAGUGCUUCAUGCCAGGGAAACGACACCUCAGAUACUGCGAGACCUGCAAGCACGGCUGGGUGCCUCACGCACUGGACAAGUUGGGAACGCGACAUCUCUUCACCAACAGUGCUCCUGAACCAGUGCAACCCAACGCGGCAUUUGACAUCGCAAGUUUGGUCCUAUAUGGAUGUCAAGCGCUGCCGAUCCGAUUGAAGAUACUCCUAGAUAGACUGUUUUCUGUGCUCCAGAAGGAACAAGUGCUUCAAGUGUUGCAUGGAUUCGGCUGGACACCGGAAGAUUACGCACGCGGAUACAUCCUUCAGGAGUCGCACGGCAGCUCAUUGGACAGAUGGAGCAUCUGCAGUCCUGAAGAGGAGCCAUUGGUUCUUCAGCAGUUUCUAAGAUUCGGCGAGACGAGGGCCAUCACCCAGCAACUGCUUCUUGCACAACAGGUGCUUCAGGAACCAACGCUGGAGCGCCUAGAGAGGCUAUCAUCGCCGAACUCGCGUCGGGCUAUGUCACCCAGCCGUCGCCCUUCGUCACCAACUAUUCCAUCUGCUUUCCACCCUUCUCGUUUACCAACCAUGUCACCUCACCAGAAGCAUCCUCUCAGUUUCUUGAAGCUACCCCCGACGAACGGUCCAGUCACAACUUCCCCUUCGAGGAGCAUGACUUCCAGCCCGCUGAACACAUCACCAUUGAAUAGGCUCCAGAACAUGCAACCAUUCGACUUUCGCAAACUUGGUGCCGGACUAGGCACUUUUCCAACUAGAUUAAGUCCAGAUCUCUCCAGUCGUCGGCGAACAUCAGAAAGCGAUCAACCUGUUGGCCUAAAUCUCACUAUGUCUACCUCUCUUCCAACGUGCUUGCCUCCUCCACCUCCACCCCCAAUCUCAUCAUCUUUAAACCACUCUGCAGCCGCAAUGGCCGCCGCCGUAUCCGUCAACUCAUUGGCAGCUGCCAGUCUGGUAGCGUCUUCUUUCCCUGGAUUAAUAAACACGAAGAUGGCGACCGGUAGCAGAUCACCAUCUACUUCUGACUUACUCAGCAACAGCGGCCACACUGAUUUCGCUUCCGAAGAGGACGAGGACAUGGACGAGAACUCGCACAGCGUUUUGAAUUUAAGCCGCGACAAAGAUGUAUUGAAGCCACCAAAGCAUACACGUUCCGUACCCGGACGAAAAUCCACAACACCCACUAAAAGGCAUUGGGGUUCGCCGAAUCUACCUCUGAACCUGGGAACGCAAUUCAUCAACCCGGCGACAGGCAAGAAGAGAGUACAGUGCAAUGUGUGUUUGAAAACGUUCUGUGACAAAGGGGCACUCAAGAUCCACUUCUCCGCCGUACACCUACGCGAGAUGCACAAAUGCACGGUGGAAGGAUGCAACAUGAUGUUCAGCUCGAGGAGGUCGAGAAACAGGCACAGCGCAAAUCCAAACCCGAAACUACAUUCCCCGCAUCUACGCAGAAAAAUUUCCCCGCACGAUGGCAGAAGCGCCCAAGCACACCCAAUUUUAAUCCCACCGCAACCGGGACUUACCCUUCCCGCUGCUGCAGCUGCUCUCAAUCCCCUGAACCCGUUCAGUCCUUUCCCGUUGUUAACACCGCCCCCAGACAUGAGACACCACUCCGCCCUUGCCACCAUGGACUUCAAACAUAGUUUAGACCUCAGCGUCCAGAGGCAUUUCGAGGAUAGAAACAAUUCAUCCGACUACAACUCGAUGCCUCUUUCCAUCAGUCAUCACGAGGACGAAGAAGACGACGACGAUGAUGGUAUUGUGGUAGUUGGCGGCGACGAAGAUGAAGAACCUGAAAAAGCGGAUACGUCUAACGGAAUAUCCGAUCAACCGGAAGAUUUCAGCAUGCCAUCGAAACGACUGAAGAUGUCCAUUUCAGAUGCGGAUGAAGAUAUUGUUAGUAAUGUGGAUAGCAAUGAGGAUUCGUUGAGUGUGGUGGACACCCACAGCUUGAAGGACGAGUGCAGUUUACCUACGAACAAGAGAAAGCGAAAGAGCCAGAAUCCCACGCGCUGUACGAUUCCCAUGAUGAUGGACGAUACGGUAUCCGACGGUGAGUCGUCGAACGACGUCUUCGCCGAUCCCAUCCAACCGAAGAAAGAGCGAGAACUCGAGGUCGUAAUCAAGCAGGAGGAAGUGAAAUCGACCGAUUCAAAAAACGGGAAACCCGCUAGCCCAAAAUGUGAGUCCCCUUUGGAUCUAGGCAAACGCAGCAGUGUUCCGGAUGUUAAUGCGAACGAACCGGAAAAAAGCGAGAUCAAGACCAGCCUAGCGCCACUGUUCAUGUUGGACAAAGUGAAGAAGGAAAAGCAUACCAGUGAAAUGGAAAUGGCCGAGGAGCCGGAAGAGAGGCCUGCCAGUUCCGUGGAGAGCAAUAAGAGCGACGAAUCCUUCGACUGCUCCAACGCUCUUCGUCAUUUGGAGAGCUUGUCGCACGGACACUUUGGUGAUUUAAUGAGCAGAGGACUACAUUUGGGGCUAGCGGGACAGAGCCCACAGUUUCCACCUUUGGGGUUUAUGAUGGGUGGUGGCCCACCGAGCCCUGCCAGGUCGCAGGCAUCUUCGGCGGGCAGUUCGAAUGGUGGAGAAUCGCCGGACGAAAAUAGCCAGAACCAAUUGUUCGGUCACUUCGAUAACGGUCAAUUCAUCAGCACCAUGGAUGUGCCGAUCGAUAAGGAUAAUCCCAGGCGGUGCACGGCGUGCGGAAAAAUAUUUCAAAACCACUUCGGCGUGAAAACGCAUUAUCAAAAUGUGCAUUUGAAACUGAUGCACAAAUGUAACGUAGACGGCUGCAAUGCGGCGUUCCCAUCGAAGAGGAGUCGCGACAGACACAGUGCCAACCUGAACCUCCACCGGAAGUUGUUGUCCACAUCAUCUGAGAAGUCUGCAGCCAGUCUGUUCAUGGAUAAGUCUCCGUUCGCUUCGCUGGCCGGUCAUCCGGCGUUGCAUAAUGACCUCUUUGCCAGAUUAUACGCGGAGGAGGCGUUCAAAGGGCAUAGCCAUUUGCAUUCGCCUGCCACCCUCGAACAGCUGAUGCUGAAUGGCGACAGGCUGCCGCCGCCCCCGCUCUUGCUGCCGCCCUUGGCCGGCCUCCCGUUCCCGCUGGGGAGCUUCACCCCCUUCACCCAAAUGAACGGAUCCUCUGUAUCCAGCCGCAAGGACAGAUCUUCUAGUUCCAAUUCGCCGCUGUCGACGUCGUCACCGCCGCCAACGCUGCCGCCCACAAUCUCCUCCCCCGGCUUAGUGCACUGCGUCGAGGAGGAUAUUCCGUCUCUGGACAAGGACGGCAACCUGCCCUGUCGGAUGUGCAGGUCGAGUUUCAGUGGCGUGUCUCAAUUAAAGGAGCACUGUGAAAAGCAUCACCUAUUCGAGAUGCAUAAAUGUACUGUAAAUGGUUGCCCCAAGGUGUUUCUAUCGAAGACCAAGCGUAACAUACACGCCGAGAAUGAAUCACUGCAUCAAGAUAUCAUUAGAAAAGGAUUCGAAAGUACAGUUUCGUGACCGUUCUUGGACUCUAGAGUACCUUUAUGGUGGUGAUCCUCACACACAAACACACACAAAAACAAUCACACACACAUUUACACCGACACAAACACUCACAUAACAAGAAAAGAACAAAAAAAACUUAUUUAAUCUUUAGAUAGUUUUGAUAUAUGUGAUUUAUUGUAUAUUAUCCUUUAUAUAGUUUAAAUUCUUUUUAUGCCAGUUAUAUCUUUACCUAUUUAUUAUGCUUGUAAUAUAAACAAACAUACACAGACAACACAUACACACAUGUAUAUGUGUAUAUAUAUACAUAUUGAUUGAGGAUAUACAA
Molecule: messenger RNA, 4559 nt
Organism: Nicrophorus vespilloides
Lineage: Eukaryota; Metazoa; Arthropoda; Insecta; Coleoptera; Silphidae
Product: zinc finger protein basonuclin-2-like
Exons: 5
Coding region: 368-4246 (1292 amino acids)
Biological process (GO): regulation of DNA-templated transcription
Cellular component (GO): nucleus
Source: RefSeq, a predicted model, not a curated record